AUGAGGAAUAUGUAUAAGAUCCUUGCGAGCCAGUACGACCCUAUAGGGUACCUAACCCCAUUUACAGCCCGAGCGAGAGUCAUUGUCCAAGACCUGUGGAAGACGAAGCGCAACUGGGAUGAUCCACUUGAGCCGGGUGAUAUCAGAGACCAGUGGCAAGCCUGGGAGAGUGAACUUCCCCACCUGACUGGAAGAGUUUACGGAGCUGUGGCUUACAUCCGAACAGAAGAUGAAGAUCACAACGUCCAUGUUAGCUUCAUCAUAGCCAGGUCCCGUGUUGCCCCCAAACGGCAACUCUCAAUGCCUCGUCUAGAGCUCUCUGUAGCCUUAGCCGGUGCCCAACUAGCUGAUCUUGUCCAGAAAGAGUUGACUCUUCCUCUUGAUGAAGUCAUCCUGUGGAGUGACUCGACUACUGUGCUCACCUGGCUGCAAUCAGAAUCCUGCCGGUAUAAAGUGUUCGUUGGCACCCGUGUCGCAGAAAUACAGACCCUGACCGAUGUUGACAAGUGGCGGUAUGUCGACACCAAGAACAACCCCACAGAUGACCUUACGAGAGGCAAAACCCUGGUUGACCUCAGCCAAGCCAACAGAUGGAGAGAUGGUCCUUCCUUUCUCCGGUCGUCUCCCGACACAUGGCCAGCUCACCCGUCUACACAGACAGAAGACCCAUCUGAGUUCAAGAAGUCAACCUUCUGCGGUGCUGUGGUCGUCAUUCAGCCCAACUUACCUGAUCCAUCCGAACAUGACACCUGGAGUGACCUUGUUGCAGCUACCAUGCAGCAUCUUCAUGGGGCGGCCGAGGAUGCUGAUCCUACCAAGUUGGUUGAACAACGGGUAGAAGCCGAGAUGUUUCUUUAUCAGCGUGCUCAACAAGAUUCCUUCCCAGAGGAGAUUGCUUGCAUCCAAGCAGGCAAAGAGCUCCCCCGUGGUAGCAGACUCCUGCAGCUUGCUCCAGAGUAUGACGAAUCUUGCGGCCUCAUCCGAGUGGGAGGACGUCUUCGUCGUACCCAAGAUCUACCCAAAGACACUAAGCAUCCCAUCGUGAUGAAUCCAGCUCAUCCCAUAACAAAGCUUAUCAUCCGUGACUACGAUGAGAAGUUGCUCCACUACGGACCCGAGCGCAUCCUGGCAGAGAUCCGACGUAAGUUUUGGAUACUACGUGGAAGAGAAGCAAUCCGAAAGCAUCAACGCCAGUGCUUCGAAUGCCAGAAGUGGAGAGCUAGCCCUCAAGUUCCGAAGAUGGGAGACUUGCCUCCAGCACGCCUCCGCCUCUUCAAGCCUCCCUUCUACUCAACAGGGGUAGACUGUUUCGGUCCAAUGACGUGCAAGAUUGGAAGAAGGAGCGAGAAGCGUUGGGGGAUCAUAUUUAAAUGUAUGACCACCAGGGCCAUUCACCUUGACCUACUAGACAGCCUCGAUACUGACGCGUUCUUGAUGGCCUUUAGACGGUUCAUCUCCAGAAGAGGGAAACCAUUUGAGAUCCUGUGCGACUGUGGCACUAAUUUCAAAGGAGGGGAUAAUGAGCUACGAGACGCCUUUGCUGCCAUGGAUCCCAUCUUACAGCAGGAGCUUGCCAAGCACCAGGUCAAGUUUGAGAAAGAUCAAGUCCAUCCCGAUCCAGUCACUCCAAACCUUCUGCUGAUGGGGCGGCAUGAUGCGACUCUCCCUCAGGUUGUCUAUCCUGCAAGGGAUCUACUUGGCAGACGACGCUGGAAGCACAGCCAGGUCCUCGCUGAUCACUUUUGGUCCGGGUUCGUCAAAUCCUACUUGCCGACUCUCCAGGAGCGCCAGAAGUGGCGUACAGACCGUCCGAACCUGACCACCAAUGAUGUCGUUAUGAUUGUCGACCCAGCACUCAGCAGAGCUCAGUGGCCCAUCGGAAGAGUUGCAGAGACCUUUCCGGGUUCCGACGGUCGUGUCCGCACUGCCAGCGUGAGCGUUCGAGGUAAAACCUACACUCGCCCAGUGGCACGACUGAUCAGGCUUCCGGAGGUCAGUGACGACAACCUACCCGAUGGUGAACCCGACAACACCUAA
This is a messenger RNA of Patiria miniata (bat star), 2037 nucleotides long. RefSeq lists its product as uncharacterized. NCBI's taxonomy places the organism in Eukaryota, Metazoa, Echinodermata, Asteroidea, Valvatida, Asterinidae. The coding region runs from base 1 to 2037 and encodes 678 amino acids. Gene Ontology annotation, molecular function: nucleic acid binding. The record is from RefSeq and is a predicted model, not a curated record. The transcript has 3 exons.